This is a messenger RNA of Penicillium samsonianum, 2500 nucleotides long. RefSeq lists its product as uncharacterized. The transcript has 4 exons. Bases 110 to 2500 code for a protein of 796 amino acids. NCBI's taxonomy places the organism in Eukaryota, Fungi, Ascomycota, Eurotiomycetes, Eurotiales, Aspergillaceae. The record is from RefSeq and is a predicted model, not a curated record.
GAUUAGAACAGUCGUCUUCGACUAUCGCACCCACCCCUCCGACUAUACGACCUACUCGCCAAUGUGCGAGUAACGAAAUACAAAAACCUAUUUUUCUCUUUCUUUCACAAUGUCGACGACAGACCAUGAACCGCUGGUGCGUGUCACAUACCUGGCGGGGUACAUAGUCCUCUCUUUUGUGAUUAGUGCAAUGGGUUGCGCAACCACAUUGGAGCUUCUUCACCGGCGGACAUCGAGGUCUGGUCUAUACAACUGGUACCUUCUCCUAACCUCAUCGAUCACAAUGGGCGGCAUAGGAAUUUGGUGUAUGCACUUCAUCGGCAAUCGUGCCAUCGUCCUGGGCGAAGGUGAGGAAGAUGUGCAAGCCAUGUAUAAUGUCGCCUUCACGGGUACCUCCUUCGUACUCCCCGUGGUAGUACUGCUAUUUGCCUUCUACGCUGUGGGUGUCGAGGAGAAGGCAGGCUAUAUUCGCAUCCUCAUCGGAGGCUUGCUCACUGGUAGCUCUGUCUGCGGUAUGCACUACAUCGGUCAACUCGGAAUCUCGAACUAUAGGUGCUCCUAUCAUGUCGCCAACGUCGUGGGCUCGGCGGUCAUUGCUAUUUUCUCCAGUACUGCUGCCCUAGGCAUCUUCUUCCGCUGGAGAGCUUCUUGGACUGAUAGCUGGUGGAGACGAGGAAUCUGUGCUUGCUUAUUGGCGGGUGCUGUCUCGGGUAUGCAUUGGACUGCGGCUGUUGGAACAAUCUAUCGGGAUCACCGCAUGAUCAUGAAGGGAACUCAGUUGUCGAGGAGUCAAGUUGUUAUUGUCUGCACUGUUCUGGCCUGUGUUGCAUGUGUGGUGUUGUCGAUGUGCGCUAUUAUUGCUGGGCGAAAUCGCAGAAAGUCGACGACACGUGCCCAUCAGCUUGUUCUCGCCUGUGCCUAUUUUGAUCCCACUGGACGAAUCAUGGUUACGACGCAGGCUAUGCUUCCUACGAGGAAGAUUGUUGAUCAUUAUAUCGGACGGACAUUCAAAGAUGACGACCUCACGCGCACUCACCCUACGUUCCUUUGGGCGUUUAGGGCAACUCGGAACUGGCCCGUCGUGAAAGAUUUGGUUCCCUUUAUGCGAAACCGCCUUAAUUCCGAAGAAAGCGCCAUCGAGAAACACAUGCUAUCCCGAGGAGUGUUUAUGGACAAGGAUACGGAGUUGCAAACUGACUUUGAUACCUUGUUCAAGCAACUCUUCUGUGUCACAGCCCAAGAGCUCUCAGAUCAACUUAAUCUGCCUCUCCAGGACCUAGGUACACUCUAUGACGAUGUUAUCUCUACUGCUAUCCCCAUCUCCCGACUUUCUUGGGCCAUGGGCCGCUCGUCCCUCCGAACUGGCAAGGGCCAAAUGAUGUUCACUGUUCGCCAGCUACAGAAACAUGAAGCAGCACGCCUGGGAUCACAGGGAUUCCGGUUCGCAACCAUCGAGCAUGUCACAGGAAUGCUUUCCCGACGCAUCCACGUUCCCGAAGCAAACCUAGCCGAUUCCCUCCGCGAUAUGCGCGAUUACGCAAGCUCAAAUCGUGGCUUCGACGAGGGAGUACACCUCGUCUCCUUCAUGAUGCGCCCAACAAUCCACGAUCACUUCGAGAUCCUCACCGCAAAGGGCGUCGGCAACCCCCUCCCAUCUGCAACCCUUCCAAUGAAACAACUCCACGUCCACCACCUAGAACUCAUCUCCCGCAUGGAAGGCUGGUCCAUGGACAUAUGUCUGCGAUACCUCCAAUCAGCUGGUGCAGCACAAGCCUUCCCCAACCUAUCUGACUUCCGCGCCCACCUCAUCAAAGCAAUCAUCUCCCUCUCAAAAACUAUCCCGGAAGACAUGCGCGCAGCAGCGCAACUGUCCUCCCGCCCAUUAACAGCCCCCUGCCGCAGCAGCCCCUCCAACCCCGAAACAGCCAUACAAAACACCUGCACCCUCCUAGCCUUCUGCGUCGUCGGCACACUCGAUACUCAAGUCUCCAACCCUGACUACACCUUCACACCCUUCCGUCUCUUCCGCGUCCAGCAACAAGUAAACGAAGCCCUCACCGACCGUGAUGACUUCGCUCGCGAACUGGGCCAAGAACUCUUCUGCACAGACGUGCGCUCGGGCUCGACCUCUAGUGAGACCGAUCUCGCCUCAACGGCUAAAAUGGCCAUUCUGCGUCUGUGGUCGUCGCGCAAGAGCUCGCCGACUUUGAACUCGGGCGCCGGCUCACAACACUCCCAGGAGUCGAUUGUGGAUCAUACUGCGACUGCGUUGCGGGAUAUCACCGUUCGCAAGGAGGUUCGCGUUGAUUUCACACACAUUCAUGAGCAGUCAAACCAGAAUAAUCUUACCCGGGACUCGAGGGUGGUUAUUGCCGGCGGUGGUGAGACUACGCCUGCAACUUAUGUCGAUGAGUUGUAUAGUCUUUGCUAUGCACCGGGUAUACGGUUGAGGCCUGAUGCGUCGUUGCCGAAUAUUUCGCGUGGAUCAACUGCAUGCUGA